This is a messenger RNA of Cephus cinctus (wheat stem sawfly), 733 nucleotides long. RefSeq lists its product as uncharacterized. Lineage: Eukaryota; Metazoa; Arthropoda; Insecta; Hymenoptera; Cephidae. The transcript has 2 exons. The record is from RefSeq and is a predicted model, not a curated record. Bases 179 to 592 code for a protein of 137 amino acids.
UACUCCAAUAUCGGAAUGAAAUCUGCAGUACUGGCAGCACUGCCAGUUUUUAUCGGAACACGCCGUCUGUCUGCUAAUUACUGCUAAUCGUUCCGGCUACAGUUGCAUGGAUAUUAAGCAUCACUAACCAUAUACAGAAGAAGAAGAAGAAAAAGAUAUUAAACACGAUAAACAAACCAUGGCUUUAACGAGGUUGGGUGUAUCUACAUUACGAGCUGUAAAAGAAAGUGGUUCAAUAUACAGGUAUGCAACUCAAUGUGUAGCCUCUCAAAAAUUUGGUACUAUGAAGAAUGAAAAUCAGGAAGAUGAUGAUGAAAACAAGCCUAUUAAAUUUUCUACCUCACCAGCUGCAUCAUGGAAAGCACAAGACACCUUUUUUAUAAAUAAUGACGAGAGACCAUGGUAUCAACCUUAUGUGAUCUCUGCGUCUUUGUCAGUUUUCAUGAUAUAUUUUUUAGUACUGCGGGAAGAGAAUGAUAUUGAUAGAUUAUUUGACAGAGAUUUGUACGAUCACAUUGAAGGUUUAGAGGAACAGCACAUUCGUGAGGCACAACAGUACGCGAUACAAUUAGAAGCAAAACAGGCGAGUUGAGACAAAUUUAGUUUUUGCUUAGUGCUUGAGUCAGUGUUAUUAUUUAGUUCAAAAUUUCAUUUUUGUAUAUGAACAUGUUUGAUAUACAAAGCUGUAUCAUUUAAUUAUAUUUAAGAAUAAAGCAAUAUUCAAUGUAAAAUA